UGUGUUCUCCACACUCUCUCACACAGCCUCUAAUUCAUCAUCCUCCAUCACUUAAACUAUUUCUCAAGUCAUCUCUCUCACCUUUUUCCAUGGCAUCUGAUCAUUCAUCCCUUAACCAAACCAAAUUAUGUGUCCAUCAAAACGGAGACCUUGAGCAACAAGAAACUCUAGAGAUUGAAACUGAUGACUUUGAUUACUCAAAACGAUCCCAAUGGCUACGUGCUGCCGUUUUAGGAGCCAAUGAUGGUUUAGUCUCCACAGCAGCUUUGAUGAUGGGUGUAGGAGCGGUGAAGCAAGACCUCAAGGUCAUGAUCCUCUCAGGAUUUGCAGGGCUUGUGGCAGGUGCUUGCAGCAUGGCCAUAGGAGAGUUUGUGUCUGUGUACUCUCAAUUGGACAUAGAGGUUGCUCAAUUAAAGAGAGACAAGAAAAGAGUCAGUAAUGGCAGAGAGGAGGAUCAAGAAGAUGAUAGUGAAGAAGAGAAAGAAACCUUGCCAAACCCUUUGCAAGCAGCAGCAGCUUCAGCUUUAGCCUUUUCAGUUGGUGCAAUGGUUCCUCUUCUUGCAGCUUCUUUUAUCAAGGACUAUAAGGUAAGGCUAGGAGUGGUUUUUGUGGCGGUUAGUUUUGCUUUGGUGGCGUUCGGUUGUAUGGGAGCAUUCUUGGGUAAGGCGCCGGCAUUGAGGUCUUGUGUGAGAGUCUUGGUUGGGGGUUGGUUAGCCAUGGCCAUAACUUUCGGGCUAACCAAGUUGAUUGGGUCAAGUGGGCUCUAAUUAAUUAGCUCCCUUGAAGUGAGUUUUGGUAAUAAUUGGAUAAUUACCUUAUGUUUCAUUAUCUAGCUAAUUAUAUGUGGUUUAUCUCACUUGUCCAUCUAAAGUCCAAGCAAUCAAUUAUCUUCACUACUCUUGUGGUGUUGAAGACUCACUGUUGAUUGUCUCACAUAUUUUUCAUCAAGCCCGUGGUUUUUGCUUUUUACAAGAAAAGAUGAUCGAGAUGAGGUUGAAUGGAAGAAAGUUGGCGUGGCCAUAAGCAUUAAUGGGAGUACAUCUAUCAAAAACUUCUAUAUACGUGUAAUUAUCUUUUAUGUAUGAUAAAAGUUGGAGUCUUCCAUUCCUAUAGUGAGUGGAGAUAUGAUACAUGCAUGGCAAAGCUUUACACA
Lotus japonicus is the source of this 1153-nucleotide messenger RNA. Its product is annotated as vacuolar iron transporter homolog 2-like. Bases 90 to 767 code for a protein of 225 amino acids. The record is from RefSeq and is a predicted model, not a curated record. Gene Ontology annotation, molecular function: manganese ion transmembrane transporter activity; iron ion transmembrane transporter activity. NCBI's taxonomy places the organism in Eukaryota, Viridiplantae, Streptophyta, Magnoliopsida, Fabales, Fabaceae. Gene Ontology annotation, biological process: intracellular manganese ion homeostasis. Gene Ontology annotation, cellular component: membrane. The transcript has a single exon.